AUGCCUCAAGACGAAGACAGUAAUAUUUCAAAGUCAGUACAAGAAGACCAUGCUCCAUCAAUCUCUAAAAAACGCUGUGCAACUCUUUACGAUGCCGUUGCUGGGCGGGUGUCAACUGAGCAUUUUACCGGCGCACCUGCUCUGAACGAUUUCGAUAGUCUACCAAGCACGCGUACCGCUCUUCGACCAGAGGAAGUCCUAUUUCGCCGACUGCACGCGCCUGUGCGGUACGAAGAAGAUGAUAUAUACUUUGCCAAUCGACAUCUCCCCCCUGAUCAGACCCUACCAGAUUCGGAUUUGCUAAAAACGCUCCAUACAUAUACCUCAGACCUUUAUGCUAGUAUGACUUCAGAUAAUGGCCACGCAGGCUGGUUGAGUAUGGACGAAACUGCUCUCAUUGCACUAGGGAUUCUGCUGGAAGAAACUGCCACCGAGGCCCUGGGAGAAACCGGCGACAUGGUGUUUGUUGAAGGGGAAGAGGUGACUGAUGGUGAAGCAUCUGGUUAUGAAUCGGAGGCCAAAUCCUUGUCUAAGGGACGCUCUAUAUCAGCUUCGCCCUGGCCCGUGGAUGAAGAUACUAAAAAAGCAAGGGAAAAAAGUGAAGAGAUCUCGGCCAACGAAGAGAUAAUGUACAGUAAUCCGGCAGAAGAACGAUUUCUUUCAUUCUCAGACACAAUGGGUCCACCGAAAUCUCUUCCACCUGCUGCCAAACAAGCACUGAUCUUGGCUCAUCUCCGCUCGACACGGACCUGCCACACGCUUAAAGACCUUGAAAAAAUGCUUCCAUCUGUUGCAUCCAUUAAUGCUAUGCAAGUGAAAGACUAUAUCCAAGCACUAGCAGACGACGGUAAAAUACACGUUGAGAAAAUUGGCAGUGGAAACUGGUAUUGGGCAUGGGCUGGGGAGGAAAGAAAAGCGCGUGAGAAGGUACGGAAUGCAUUAGCCAGCGACUUGGAAAAGGUCAAUAAGUCAGUCUCCGAUUUAGAGGGCAAAGUCUCUCAAGCAAAAGAGGAGGCUGGAUUUGGCCAAGGUGCAGAGGAGGAGGCAGAACGAGCUGGACUGCUGUUAAAAAAGCAAGCCUUAGAUGCAGAGGUUUCGAGCCUAAACAGGGAACUGGAUCAGUAUAUAAAUGGUAGAGCUGGUGGAGGGGUUGAUAUGAUGGAGGCUGAUAUUAAGCGCUGCAAAGGGGAAGCUGAGACGUGGACGGAUAACAUUUACAUUCUGGAGGAAUACUUGAAGAAACUCACUGGUGGUGACAGGGAAAUCCUCGAGGCAUUGCAGAGAGAAUGCUUUGGUACUGAGUACAUCGAAGGUGAAGGAUUGCGUGAGUUGCAACUAUGA
Molecule: messenger RNA, 1341 nt
Organism: Ophidiomyces ophidiicola
Lineage: Eukaryota; Fungi; Ascomycota; Eurotiomycetes; Onygenales; Onygenaceae
Exons: 5
Coding region: 1-1341 (446 amino acids)
Biological process (GO): nucleolar large rRNA transcription by RNA polymerase I
Cellular component (GO): RNA polymerase I upstream activating factor complex
Molecular function (GO): RNA polymerase I cis-regulatory region sequence-specific DNA binding
Source: RefSeq, a predicted model, not a curated record